AUCAUCAUCAUCAUCAUGUGUGCAUAUGAUUUGCAACCAAAUGUAACAUAUCAGUAUAGCUGAGCUUUGUCUUUACUUGUAUAUAUCCAGCAGAUCAUCAGACAGAAGAGGACUUCCGUCUGCUUUUUGAGUGCAGUCCAGAGAAGCGAGAUAAGAAAGGUGGACCUUCAAGCUCAAGGGGGCAUCUCAAUCAUACCAAAGACAGUGAAGGUAGUGAUUCAAAACUGAAGAAACAAUCAAGGGACUAUGGAGAAAGGGAAGGAGGAGUGGAUGGGGAGGGUCACAUAUCUGAUGCGUUGCCAUGGGAACAAGGGAAUGGAACCAAAGAAAGUUCCUACAGCUGCACCUUCGCUGAUAGUGAUGGAGUUCUCUCUGAUUCUGAUGAAUCCCAUUCUGGUGCGGAGGGAGAUAAUCAUAGCAAUGACAUCCUUUCCUUCAAAGAUGGACGAACAAAGAGUGUGAAGAAGAUCAAAUGUAAAGCAGGUCACAAAAGUAAUCGUCUGAAGAUUGAGGAUGAUGAUGAGAGGACAAGAGAGGAUCAGUCAUCUGGAAGUGAUGAUGAUGAUGAAGGUUUAGUGGAAGGAGAGAAGGAAGGAAGGCAAGAAGAAGAAUACCAGGAGGAGUCUCAGCCCGUUAACCCUUCCCAAUCCUCUACCAAUGAUGGCAGUAUGGCGCUCUUUUCAGAUGACUCCCAUCCAGGGGACAGCCAGAGAAGUGGAGGAUCACUCUCUUCAACAAACUGGUUGCAGUAUCUACCUACCAUGCAGCAGACUCCAACCAAGACUCCUCCAACUCAGGAGAAAGAGGAUGAUGACAGACUGGAGGUAAGAGGAGACGUUGCACAUAAGGAUACUGGGCGUGGUCAUCAUGAUAACAACCCCUCAUCUCCCAUUCUCAUCAGUGAUGAUGAUGAUGUGAUCGAGUCAGACUCUGACGCAACCCACAUCUGCUCUCAGCGUUCUGUUCGAUCAGAAGGGUCAUCGGUCAAUGACAUCGAGGUCAUUUCGAUGACCCCAAGUAAACACAACCUUUCCCCUGGAUGCUCCUUGAAAACAAGAGGGUUUAACAAUGGUGGUGCCAAUUUGAAGCAGCUGGAGAAAUACAGAUCUGGUACUGAAAAUGCUCCUAACCAUAGCAGAACUGACACAAGCACUCGACCAAGUAGUGUUGCAAUAGAUAAACUUGCCAACGUAGAAAGUGGAGGGUCCAGGUAUGACAAUGUUAUUGAGGAUGCUUCUUCUCUGGAGUCUGUGAUCGAGAUAACUAGCUCUUCAUAAUAUCUUCUGUUGAGAUACAGUCAGAAGGGCAUUCAUUCUAUACAGUAGGCUUGCGGGUGCACCAUGUGAGAGAGGGAGGA
Molecule: messenger RNA, 1357 nt
Organism: Strongylocentrotus purpuratus (purple sea urchin)
Lineage: Eukaryota; Metazoa; Echinodermata; Echinoidea; Camarodonta; Strongylocentrotidae
Exons: 2
Coding region: 669-1277 (202 amino acids)
Source: RefSeq, a predicted model, not a curated record